AUGGAGCCUUGGCGCCGGGCGCCCGACCUCAGGCCGUUUUACCACCAGCUGCUGAGUCCGCUGUCGCUCUUUCCCCGCAAGGAGACGCCUCCAGAGCCUCCGAAGCCUCUCUCGCAAGAGCACUCGGUUUUGCAAUCCAUCCCGCUCGCGAAGCUGAAAGUGGGGCAGCUAUGCCGCCAGGUGUCCAAGAGGCUAGCAGGCAGCGGGCGGGCGGCGCGGGUGACUCCCGAGGACCGACUCCGUCUCACCGAGGUUAUCCUAGAGGAGCUGAAGUGCAGCUGGCAGGAACCUCCGACAGAACCCAUUCUGAACUACGAGAACAAUCUGAAGCUGCGGAAGCGGCUGGAGUCCUACGUGCUGAUCUGUAGUGAGCAGCUCUUCGUACGCUACCUGCACCUGCUGGUGACCCUGCCGCCCUCCAGAAAGGUCUUCACUGAACCGGCCACCCUCAGCCGGUUGGCAGCCAGCCUUGCCAGGGAUUGCACGGUCUUCCUCACCAGUCCCGAUGUCUACCGCUGCCUGCUGGCUGAUUUUCAAAUCUUACGGAAUUUAGAGCAGACCCAGGAUGGCUUAUCCAAGCUGCGGCCCCCUGCCUGUCCCCCUGGGACUUUCAAGCUCUGUCCAAUCACCUGGCCUCACAGCACCGGCUUAGACCAAGUGCCAUGCUCUAGCCUCAACCUGAACUACCUUAUCCAACUUAGCCGCCCAUAUGAGUUCACCAGUGAGCCCGAACCUGAUCCAGUGAAGGAGUUGAAAUCCAUCCCCCUGCUGAAAGGGAGGAAGCGGCUCCUCUGGGUGCUCUCCAUGAAAAAGGAAAAAGAAAGUGAAGUGAGAUCCUCACAGAUAGCAGCACUGCCUGGCCAUUCUCCUCCCAGCAGUAAGGUCGCCCUGUUCCCCAGUUCACCAGUCUUGUCCCGGCUCCAAAGGGGUCAAUCCAUGCCCUGUCUUCGUGAGGGGUGGAGACUGGCAGAUGAGUUGGGCCUUCCUCCGCUCUCCCCUCGUCCCCAAACCCCGUUGAUCUUGACUCCAGAGAUUACACCGCUGCUGUUUGGGGACGUAGUGGCUGAGGAUCUGAAGCAGAUGGUAAAGACCAUGACGAUGGAGAUGACUCACUACUCCCCACUGGACAAGGGCCUGCCUCCUCUCCUUGGGGUCCUUACCCGGCGCCUAACUGCCCAGCACCACAUAGAGGACCUGCAGCAAAUGCUGAAGAGCCUACAGGCUGAAGAAGCCUCUGGCCAGUGGGAUCUCCACCCCGAAAUAAUCACUCCACUUUACCCACAGCCAGUGACUAUUACUUUGAAGCUACAAAACCAGCUCGUGUUCCAGGUCACUACUCUGCAACUCUCUGACAGGAACUAUUCUGACUCUUUCCAUGUUGAGGAGGCUGGGGUCCUAUACAACCAUCUGAAUGGGGAACUGGAUAGCAAAGCCAUCGAACAAAUGGAUGCUGACCGUCUUGUUGGUAAUAAAACCAAAGAGGUAUACAAGGAACUGAUGAGCCGAGUCUCUACCAGCCAUUUCUCUUUUGAGGAAGGACCCCAGAUUGAGCCUUCAGCAGAUAAAGAUUGGUCCUCCCUCCUGUCCUCAGUUUUGAUAUGUGAAGGUAAAAAGAACUCCCUCAUUAAUCACUAUCUGGUUGGACUUAACACCAAGAAAACAAGCAGUCAGCAGUUGCGCCCUGAGAAGGAGGCUUCUGUCACAUUACCUCCGAGGGGCAAAGGCAGGGACAACCAGUCAGGUAAGGGUGUAUGGUCGAACUGGUGGAAAACCGCUGUGUCCUCGGAUGACUACUUCAAGUUCCUCCACACUCAGGAGACAGAUUUCCUCCAUGUCAUCUUCCGAAUGUACGAAGAAGAUGUUCCUGUGGAGGUACCACCCCCUGCCAAAGAGACCCUGAGGAUUCGGCACCCGCCUCCUCUGCAGGAAGAUGAAGAGCCAGAGUUUGUGCCAGGAGAGUGGAACUGGAACCCGUUGACAGAAGACAGCAUGGGGCCUGGGAAAGCCCGCAUCCUAAACUUGCAGCAGCGUCUAGAAAGACUGUGGAUCGUGUUGGAAGUCCCUGUCCAGAGCCAGCUGGACAUGGUCAUUAAGUACAGCUCCAGCGCGCGCCUGCGUCAGCUUCCAACCUUAAUCAGGGCCUGGGAGCGGGCCCUGAAACCCAUUCAGACGCGGGAGUUGUUGCUAGGGAGACUAGAGUGGUUUGAGCGACAAGCCUCCGACCCAAACCGCUUCUUCCAAAAGCCCGAUUUGCUGCUGAAUCGACUCCUGGAGGAGAAUGUGAUCCGUAGCCAACUCCAAAGGAAGCUCAGUCUGAUAGAACCGCCUUUGACUUCCUUCCUGGAAAAGAUAGAGUCAAUCUUUGGGGAGCCAGUGACCUUCAAGGGGCGUCGCUAUCUGGAGAAGAUGAAGCAGGACAAAGUGGAGAUACUGUAUUGGCUCCAGCAGCAGCGACGGGUUCGAAAUCUGAUCCGGGCCCAGAAAGCCUUGGCCCAGAAAGCCUUGCACCAAUCCACGAGGAUCAGCAGCCGAGCUUUGAUAGCUCCUAAGAAUACUCCUAUUGCCCGCUAAGGACACCAAGUGUUCUUAAAUCCCUUCCUCACCCCCCAAAUGCUCACAUAGAUCUCUCAAUGGCUUUGGAAGAAGUACGGAUAUCUUUAUAAGAGAGUGAGAUUCUUUCUCUUGACAUUCUAAAUAAAAGCAUCUCCAAACCUGGUA
Psammomys obesus (fat sand rat) is the source of this 2718-nucleotide messenger RNA. RefSeq names its product coiled-coil domain containing 87 (gene Ccdc87). The transcript has a single exon. The record is from RefSeq and is a predicted model, not a curated record. Lineage: Eukaryota; Metazoa; Chordata; Mammalia; Rodentia; Muridae. Bases 1 to 2571 code for a protein of 856 amino acids.